Molecule: messenger RNA, 1339 nt
Organism: Durotheca rogersii
Lineage: Eukaryota; Fungi; Ascomycota; Sordariomycetes; Xylariales; Xylariaceae
Product: taurine catabolism dioxygenase
Exons: 2
Coding region: 258-1262 (334 amino acids)
Molecular function (GO): oxidoreductase activity
Source: RefSeq, a predicted model, not a curated record
GUUGGUGGCUCCAUCGACGCCCCGACAGAUAAGCACGACAACAUCGAGGACUUUUAGCUAAUAAAAACAGAGUAUCCCCGAAAUAACUCCGCAUUUACAGGGUUAUUUACAGGGUUAUUUUUACAGGGGAAUUACCCCUGUAAAUUAAUCAGCAUGAUGGGGGGUUUGACGUAUUAUAACUAUCCUUCGGAUAGGGACAAAUCUGUACAUACCCCCAAUAUCCCCUAUACAUUCGAGACCGAGAAUCAAGCGCGAAUAUGCCGGGCCUCAUCCAGCAAUCGCCCUUUAGGACUAUUACGGUCCGGGAGUUACAUCCCACUUACGCCGCCGAAGUUACCGGUGUCAACUUCCAAGAUCUUUCCGAGGAGCAGUUCCAGGAGAUCAAUGCUGCCAUGGCUAAGUACGGCGUCUGCGUAUUCCGCAACACAGGGCUGGAUGACACCGCCCACGUCAAAUUCUCAGAGCGCUUCGGCGACCUUGACAACAUCAGGCGGUACCUGAAGGGUGGACGCAAGCCGCGCUAUGAGCACUUGGAGCUGUUCGACGCGGGCAACAUCGACGGCGAGACAAACUCGAUCCUCGACCCUGACAGCCCGAAGGCACACUCGAACCGCGGCAAUGGCCUCUUCCACUCCGACUCGUCCUUCAACCCGCGCCGCGCUUCCUUCUCGCUGCUGCGCGCCGUCGAGCUGCCGCCGCGCAGCACCGGCGGCAACACCGACUUCGCCGACUCGCGCACCGCCUUCGACGAGCUGCCCGAGGACCUCAAGGCCGAGCUGCUCGCGCACGACUACGUCGGGGCGCACUCGAUGGCGCACUCGCGCAAGCUCGGCUCGCCCGAGUUCUUUAAGGACAUGGAGGUCGACAGUACACCCAUGUUCCGCCACCGCAUCGUUCAGCUGCACGAGCCGAGCGGCCGCAUGAACCUCUACAUCGGCGCCCACCUCCACCACAUCGAGGAGAACGGCAAGCAGAUCCCCGGCUCCUGGGACCUCGUCCAGCGCCUCAACCAGCACGCCACCCAGAAGAAGUACCUCGCCGUCGUCCAGUGGGACAGCCCCGGAGACCUCGUCAUCUGGGACAACCGGUCGGUGCUCCACCGCGCCGGCGCCUUCCAGGGCGGCUACCGCCGCGACCUACGCCGCACGACAGUGCACGACGACAGCCCUACGGCCUGGGGCCUAAACGAGGUGAGCACGGCCGAAUGGUGCGCCUUCAACGUCAACGACGCCAAGGAAGAGAUGGUCAAGAGCCCCGUGUAAGCGAGACGGGUCGCGAGGGCAGCCUUCUCACCAGAUGAACUAAACGUAGGUACAUACCAACCUAGCGAAGCCGAGAU